UUGUGGGAAGAAUAUCCGAAGGCAAUCGUCAUGCGUCCCUUUCUCCUGCAAACACGAAGUGUGAGAGAUGGGCUUAAUUUGAUGGUGAAGGCCACUAGGCCUGAUGAGACUUCUAUGUAAUGCUUCCAGGUUUGUCCGGUUUAUAACAGAUUGCUAUUUUAUUUCGUGGCUGAUAACUUCUUUCGUUUUGUGUCCUAUUUUUCUAGUACCAGACUUGAGGUUCAGGCUCCAAGAUUUCCUUAAACUUGAAGGUUGUACUCGAAGGUUUCUCGUUCAUCUGUUUUAGCUCCUGAGCACUCUUGCUACAGAUUCCCAAGUUCGUUCCGAAGAUUAGCGAAAACAAAACGGACAAGAACAAUUUUCUACUUUUCAAGUAACAGGAGACUGCUCGAUGUCACAAGGUACGGGAAUGGCAGAAGUGGCUCGACUUAUUGUUUCCGUUCUGUAUUUUGUCUUUUGCAGACUUGACAAAACUUAAGGACUUAACAUUUAUUUUGAGAAGGUUGAGCCUGGCAACCAGGGGAUUUUAGGGUUUGGUCAAAGAGGAGUCUCUUUCAGUAAUUAUUGGCCGUUCUCGGAGUAAUGGCCAGGGCUCAAACCGCCACGAUUUCAUUCAAAAGGAACUGCGCCUCUGUUGCUGUCCGUUUAGUUCAAUAGUGACGAACCAAGCAGCUCUAGCUAUGGCGUAUUAGAUACUUUUUUCCCAACAUGGUUUCAUUGGAAGAAAUUUGAUGCCUUCCAGGUAACCAUCUACCGUCCCACAAUGACUACAUUUGCAGCAGCGCUCGGUGCUGCUAUUUUUUUUCAAGCAGCAACGGCAGUAACUGGUGGAUAUGAAAGCGCUUUGGGAGAUCCAGGGAUGAGAAGCCCAAACUCCAGAGUGUUGCUCGAAGGCUGGAACUUCUGCAAUGGUGCUGAGAGCAUUGGUUCAGGACAGCCCAGUCCUCGAUGGGCUGAUUGCACUGAUAAAGUCUGCAAGCCCGAUAGUGUCUGUUCUCCUUACAGUUUCGUGUCAAACAAUGACAACCAGCUACGGACAGGAGAUAUAUUUCCAAACCGGGCAUUCAAGAGCUACCAGAAUCCAGACCUGUACGCUGUUGAGAAGGAGAAGUUCCUGGCUUCGCUCUGCCAAGUCUCCGAUUUCAGCAACCAUCAUCCCUGGUACUUCUGGAACUCGAUGCUCAAAAAUGGCAACUUCGACAUGAGCUCGGGGCUAUGUCCGGCGACUUCGAAAGCAAGUUCUCUUCAAGUUCACACUCGGCUGACGAGACCUUUCAAGAAGAUUGUCAACGCAUUCCCUUGCUUCGGUGAUGGCUGCAUGAACCAACCGGUUGUUGUCCACGAACAGUCCACAAUCCAGCGGAACUGCAGUUCCCAUGGCUGUGUGGAUGAUCUCAAAGGCAGAUUUUACGGCACCUACGACUUGAACAGGAGCCCCGAGAAUGUGACAGCGGGCAUGUCGUUCUUCUCGGUGGCGUGGGAGAAGAACGUAUCGUCUGGAAGCUGGAUUUUCAAGCACAGGCUCCAAGUAUCCAAGAACUAUCCGUGGCUGAUGCUUUAUCUCCGAGCCGACGCAACUUCUGGACUUUCUGGAGGCUAUCCAUGGGACACGCGAGGCAUAAUGACACAGGUUCCCGAAUCACCAAACUUCAAAGUAGUCGUCACUCUCAACGUCACCAAAGGCGGCGGCCCCCAGAGCCAGUUCUAUCUUCUAGACAUCGGUGGCUGCUGGAAGAACAAUGGCCAGCCAUGCGACGGUGACGUGAAAACCGACGUGACACGCUACAGCGAGAUGAUCAUCAAUCCAGAGACGACGAACUGGUGCACUCCAUCGAGGCUAGAUCUCUGUCCGCCAUACCACGUAACUUCGACCGGCACCAUAGUCUACCGCAAUGACACCGUCAACUUCCCAUACUCGGCUUAUCAUCUCUACUGCUCGCCGACAAAUGCAGAGUUUCCAGAGCAUCCGUUCUCCGUGUGCGAUCCUUACAGCAAUCCGCAGCCACAGGAGCUUGUCCAGAUUUUGCCUCAUCCCGAGUGGGCGGUGAAUGGCUACCCGAGCCGGAAAGGAGAGGGAUGGAUUGGUGACGCAAGGACUUGGACUUUAGAGGCAGGAGCUCUCUCGAGUAGGCUCUAUUUCUACCAGGACCCAGGAUCGUUCCCAGCAAGAAGAGUCUGGCCUUCGAUAGACAUCGGGACAGAAAUAUAUAUUAGUUCGAGUGAAGAACUUGCUGAAUGGACAGUGAGUGAUUUUGAUGUUUUAGUUCCAGUGAGAUUAUGAGCACAUUGUUUUUUCCUAAGCUAACAGUAGUAUUAUAAUUGCCUAUUUA
Selaginella moellendorffii is the source of this 2330-nucleotide messenger RNA. RefSeq lists its product as uncharacterized. Bases 764 to 2281 code for a protein of 505 amino acids. The record is from RefSeq and is a predicted model, not a curated record. Lineage: Eukaryota; Viridiplantae; Streptophyta; Lycopodiopsida; Selaginellales; Selaginellaceae. The transcript is spliced from 6 exons.